GUAUAUGAUAUAUAUAUAUAUAUAUAUAUAUAUAUAUAUAUAUUAUAAUGAUGUAUAUGUAUGUGUAUACACACAUGAGUAUACACACACAUUCGUAAACGUACAUAUAUCGUUAAUAUAUAAUAUAUAUAUAUAUAUAUAUAUAUAUAUAUAUAUAUAUAUAUAUAUAUAUAUAUAUAUAUAUAUAUAUAUAUAUAUAAUAUAUAAUAUUAUAAAUAUGUACACAUAUAAUGUAUAUGUAUACGUUAAUGCGAUAUUAGAAUGUGUCUCUAGUCUCUUCUCCUUUUUUGUUCGCGAUCGUUGAACAUAAUAUGCAUGUUUGAUCUUGAAUGAUGGUAAGUUUAAGGAUUUGUAAGCAGUGUGUAUAUGUAAGCACUCUUACAUAUUUAUUCUCUAUAAAUUUUUGAAGUGAAAAUAAUUUAAUCGAGAUCAAGCGCUACGAUUCGCUUUACUCGAGAUCGUUUAUUCGUAUCAUAAAGUUGAUUUUUUUCUCAUACGUGUGUCUAUAAGAAACAUAAUCUCAUAUAAAAUUAUUUAUGUGUUUUGCGUCAUUUCCUUUCUUUCUUUUAUUAAGUUAUUAAUCUUUAAAAUAAAAAAUAUAAACUGAAAAUUAUUUUUAUUUUACACAUGCUAAGAAUAGUCCGGAGAAAAAAUUUAUAUAACAAAAAAUAUAAAUAACUAUAUUUAAAAUAUAUUAUAUAAAAUAUGUGUUUUCCUCUUGUAGAAUCUCUGUCUAUAUGCAUAGAAAAAAUAAUAAUAAAAAAUAAAUUUUGCAUUGUUUUUCUUUUUUUUAUGAAAAGAUGAAAUUUGAAGAAGUGAAAGAGAGAGGAAACAAAUUGUCUAUAUAUAAUUAUAUACAUAUACGAUCAAUUUUUUCAUUAAAGAAGCAAUCUCUUUAAUUAUUCUUAUUUUUUUUCUGUAGGUACAGAUAUAAGAGAUACAAGAGAAAGAAAACAUACACAUAUAAAUUUUUCUUGCGAGAGUGUAAAUGUACGGAGAAUAUAUUGUAAAAUUAGAUGUUGUUAUCUCAGAAAAAUAAUGAUAUGAUAUGUGAAAAAUAAAUAUGUAAAAAUUUAUAAAGUAAAAAAUUAUAACAAUAUUAUACAAAUGAUAUAAAUUAAAUUUAUAUAUACACUAUGUUAUUAUUGUGGUAUUUAUAUGUGCAUACAUACUAGUAGAUUUAUAUUUUAAGCAAAUGAGUUACUCACUUCUUGUUUAUAAUAUACUUGUCUUGUUCUCUCUGUGCUUGUUUUAUUCUUUGUAAUACUUUAUUAAAUCUAAUUAUAAAGUUUUUUGAGCAGUGGUUUUUGAUGUAUUCUCGAGGAUUCUCGACUGUUCAUUGAAAAUUUUUCGUUUGCCAUAAGCGGCGGAUGCAGCGCCUACCAGCAAGGAUGUGCAUUCCAUGAAAUGUAUUCUUUCGACGAGUGCGUUGCGUUUUCUCUCCAAUGAGGCGUUUCUUUUUUCAUAGCUCUUUAGCAUUUGCUUCCAAUAACUCAUUUUAUUAGAUUUAUUAAUUUCAUUCGCAGAUUUAUUUACAUCGAUAUUAUUUAUUGCAGCAGCUACUGGCCUUUUCGAGAAAUCAGCCAUCAUUUAUACAAAAAUUUUGAUAAAACAUUGAAACCAGGUUAAUGAAUGAAUAACUAACAUCUUGAAAUAUGCCACUAACAUCGAAAAUAAAACUUGAUAAUUCGUCGAGUUUCAAAUUUCAUGUUGUCGCAACCAUGAUGCAACUGGAUAUUCAGAAUUGGCAUUAAAAAUGACAUAAUAAAAAAUCAUGUAAAAAUGGCUCGACUUUAUCGAGACUUGUCGCUGGUCAUUGUCCCUUUGAGAGCAUACUACCAUCUAUAUUACGCCAUUAUUACUUCAGAUUAAGUUAAAUUCAGAUUAGAAACGAUGGAAAUGACAUACGAUGGAAAAUAUAUCGCUACGCACGAUCCUCUUGGGAUUCCAACCAUUGGGAUUCCAUCAAAACAAAACAUUGUACUAAUGAGUCGUGAUCCAUCGACGGAUUCGUUAUCUAAAAUGCAAUUUUGUCCUGCAUAUCGUUUUUGUAAGGAAUUAAAAAAACCUUACAUAUUUGGCGAUCAUGAUCAACAAAUCGCGGCACUGCAUUUACUACAAGCAAUUAAGGAAUCAGCAAUAAGACUAAUACAGUUGAUUGUAAACGAUAUAGAAGAGCGGUGGAAGAGAGAUCCAAAAUUCCAAAGGCGCUAUCCCGAAUCCAGGCGAUACGAGAGGAGUGAUCAACAACGUGAUGAAUCAAAAUUAAUCCUUGCAACCACACCUUCCUCGGUUUGUGCACUUUGUGGCGUUGCGCUUCACUUAAAAAAUCCAUCGAAAAAAUCGGAAAAGUUGGAUAGAAAAAGAAAGGACUAUCAUAAUCGCAAUCGUAAUAUCAUGAUGAAAACGUUUAAUAAUGUGAUUUUUAAAAUGGCCCAAUAUAAAGCUACUUUAUCUACUGAACAAGUAAAAGGACAACGAGAAAUUAUUUCGAAAACUCAGUCGAUUGAUACAAUUGAGAGCGAAAUAAAAUCAAAGUUAUUGUUCUUACGACAAAUUUCUUCUGAUAGAACCACUUGUCAAAUAUGUCGUGCUGAAUCUCAACAAAGACAUGACAAUAUAACUCAAAUGUUAAAACAUAUUGACAGUGGAUACAAGUAUAAUGUCAGCAAGAUAUCAAAAUCAACAAAAUUAACAGAACAAAAUUCGAAAAUUUACAUAUCACCUACAAUUUCCUCUACUCAAGAUGCUUCGACGUUUACUAACGAAAUGUUCUGUCCAUGCGCGUGUGGAUUGCUUGUGAAAGAUGAAACUAGAAGCGAGGUCUCCAUCAUAUCAUUGCCUAUACUGAAAGAAAAUCUUAUUAAAACUAAACUGGAAGAAUUGAGUUUUUAUUUGAGUUCAAAUCAGACAUUGCAUUCGAAGAUGUAUGAUGAUAUGCAAAAGUUAAAAAAAGAUGUAAAUAUUGAUCGUUGGAGGAAAGAAGUUAUACAACUACAUCUGCAAACGCAAGUUGAAGAGUUACAAAAAAAUAUUCAAUUUUUCAAACAAGAGAAUAAAUAUAUUCGGCAGCUUAUAGAAAAAUGUCGCUGUUCAUUGAAAACAAAAUUUUGGCAAGAAUUACUACCAAUCACGAUCUCCUAUUCCGGAUUCACGUCGGCGAUAAGAAGCUUACUAGCAAAAUAUUACAAUAUAAUAGUAACUACAUUAACCGAGAUAUUUCGAGGCUUAAUAAAUAUUCAGCAAAUUGCAGGUAGAUUUUUAACACCAUAUAUAGAGCAUUGGCAUCGACAUUCAAGCAGCAUGAUAGCGACAUCCGCUUUAAGAGAUGAAAGUUCUUUUGGAGUCAUCGAGUCACCGAGUAGUAGUCAAUAUUUUAUUUAUUAGACUAUUUUUAGGUAAGAUAAAUCACAAACAACACACAUUAUUAACAUGAAUAUA
Molecule: messenger RNA, 3441 nt
Organism: Cataglyphis hispanica
Lineage: Eukaryota; Metazoa; Arthropoda; Insecta; Hymenoptera; Formicidae
Exons: 9
Coding region: 1894-3387 (497 amino acids)
Source: RefSeq, a predicted model, not a curated record